Messenger RNA from Rotaria sp. Silwood2, 885 nucleotides. The record is from the annotation of a GenBank genome assembly. Lineage: Eukaryota; Metazoa; Rotifera; Eurotatoria; Philodinida; Philodinidae.
AUGGUGUUGCAUAUUAUUUCAGAAGCACAACUGUAUCGUAUUCGUCAAGAACAUUUACCACCAUCACCAAGCGAUUCGAAUUUUGUCUUACAUCCAGGAUUUACGUGUACUAAUCAAGGAGAAAGAUUCUUGUUGUAUGACUCGGAUUCUGUUCAAGUACCGUACAGUUCAGCACCACCUAAAGUUGGUCGAUUGUUAAUUUAUAGCAGCAAUUUACAACUCAAUCUUUUAUCAAAAUCAAAACGUGUUGGUAGUGAUGGUACUUUUGAGACAGCAGCACAAAUUAGCCAACAGAAUUAUAUAAUAAUGGGUGAAUUUGAAGAAAUCCAUGCUGUACCAUUGGUAUAUUGUUUAUGUGAAAAGAAAAACUAUGAAACGUAUAAAUUAAUUAUACAAAUACUUAGAACAGCUGUUGAUGACUUACAACUAAAUUUCGAACCAAUGUUUUGGAUGAGUGAUUAUGAAAGUGGAUUAAUUAAAGCAAUUAAACAAGAGCUACCGAAUACAAAAUUACUUGGAUGUGCGUUUCACUAUAACCAAGCAAUAUAUCGAAAUAUUCAGCUUAAAGGAUUACAAGAUGCGUAUCAAAAUAUAGAAGUAGUACGGCAAAUUCUUCGUCAAACUAUGGCCUUGGCUUUUAUACCUAAUGAUCAAAUUAAAACAGUGUACUAUGACGUUAUUAAACCACAAUUAAAUAAUGUUCCGAGAAAACCAACAUCUCUUCGACAUGAUUUGGGUAAUUUCUUUACUUAUUACGAAUCACAAUGGUUAACAAAGACUUAUAAAUUCUGUGUAUUUGGUGAAACAACACGUACAAACAACGGACUUGAAGGCAUGCAAUAUUUGAUCUACUUAUACUCUGAUUUUUAUGAUAUAGUUGCUUAG